AUGCGAUUGUUCGCUUGCUCGUUGUUAGUCCUGUUUGUUUCGUCUACCCUCGGAGCCAUGCAAGAAGAUGAGGUCGGCAUCACGGUGAGGGUCGAUCCCGGCAAAGUUGAAUGUUACUUCCACACCGUCCAGAACCCCGCCUCCGGCUCGAUGGAGGUCAACUGGAUGGUCUUGAAAGGCGGCAGCGGCCUGGACAUCACAUUCACCCUACGAAGCCCAAGUGCUGCGCCUUUGUCCGAAGAGGUGGCCAAGCAACACGGGCGAUUCAAUGUCGAUUUUUCUGUGCACCCACUCGGCGACUAUGUGAUGUGCUUCGACAACAAAAUGAGCAUGACCUCCGAGAAAAUUGUCUCUCUUCACAUGUACGUCAUGGACAAGAGCGGCAACUACAUGAGCGAGCUCAACGCCCUGAACACGGACAGCUCGGCACACCUAGAGGCUCGCUUGGACUUCUUCGAGGGCACGACGAUGAGCAUCAAGUCCAAGCUGACACGCAUUGAAUCGCUGCAGAGCGAGAUGCGCCGCAUUGAGUUCAUCGAUCGUGGUAUGGCAGAAUCUACCUUCGAGAGCAUGAACUUUUGGGGAAUCGUGAACACGAUCGCCAUGUUGACGGCCGCCGGGGUUCAGGUUUUCCUGAUUCGCAGCAUCCUCUCCGACGAGUCGACGGUCGGUCGCGUGCUUCGUCGCGCCAAGCUCUCGACC
Molecule: messenger RNA, 702 nt
Organism: Mesorhabditis spiculigera
Lineage: Eukaryota; Metazoa; Nematoda; Chromadorea; Rhabditida; Rhabditidae
Source: the annotation of a GenBank genome assembly